Messenger RNA from Thermothelomyces thermophilus ATCC 42464, 3169 nucleotides. RefSeq lists its product as uncharacterized. The transcript is spliced from 4 exons. Lineage: Eukaryota; Fungi; Ascomycota; Sordariomycetes; Sordariales; Chaetomiaceae. Gene Ontology annotation, molecular function: ribonucleoside-diphosphate reductase activity, thioredoxin disulfide as acceptor; ATP binding. Gene Ontology annotation, cellular component: ribonucleoside-diphosphate reductase complex. Bases 275 to 3010 code for a protein of 911 amino acids. Gene Ontology annotation, biological process: deoxyribonucleotide biosynthetic process; DNA replication. The record is from RefSeq and is a predicted model, not a curated record.
CACAGCCCACGACUUAAAAGAGUGCAGAGCAGGGCGUGUUUUCAUCUCUUCCACAUCCUCCACAAACAUCACCCAACCAUCAUACGCGGAGGACGGUCUCAAACCGGGCUCCUCCUUUUUUUCCAUCUUUGAUCAAAAUCUACCACACGCAUAAGCAGUCAAGCAGCUGCAUCAGUCCGUGUCGGACACUCAUCAUCCUCUCACACUCCCUUGCCCCUUCUUCAUCUUCCAUCACUCCCUCCAUACCCCAGCCCACCCCGACAGAUUCGACGCCAUGUACGUCAGGAAGCGCGAUGGGCGCCAGGAGCGCGUCCAGUUCGACAAGAUCACAGCUCGCGUCUCGCGUCUGUGCUAUGGUCUUGACAUGGACCAUGUCGACCCGGUCGCCAUCACCCAGAAGGUUAUCUCUGGCGUCUAUGGCGGCGUCACAACAGCGCAGCUCGAUGAUUUGGCUGCUGAGACCGCUGCCUACAUGACAGUCACCCAUCCCGACUAUGCCAUUCUGGCCGCUCGGAUCGCCGUUUCCAACCUCCACAAGCAAACAAAAAAGCAAUGGUCCUCCGUCGUGAGCGACCUCUACCACUAUGUGAACCCCAAGAACGGCAAGCCGUCACCCAUGAUUGCCAAGGAGACAUACGAGUGCGUCAUGCGGCACAAGGAUGAGUUCGACUCGGCCAUUGUCUAUGACCGUGAUUUCAACUACCAAUACUUCGGCUUCAAGACCUUGGAGCGCUCAUACCUCCUGAAGCUCGACGGCAAGAUUGUCGAGCGCCCCCAGCACAUGAUCAUGCGUGUUGCUGUCGGCAUUUGGGGUGACAAUGUCGAGCGUGUCAUUGAGACGUACAACCUCAUGUCCAACAAGUUCUUCACGCAUGCUUCCCCCACCCUCUUCAAUGCCGGGACUCCCCAGGCCCAGCUCUCUUCGUGCUUCCUGGUCGACAUGAAGGAUGACAGCAUCGAGGGUAUCUAUGACACCCUCAAGACCUGCGCUAUGAUCUCCAAGAUGGCGGGCGGCAUUGGCCUGAAUAUCCACCGCAUCCGCGCGACUGGGUCAUACAUUGCCGGUACCAACGGCACCUCCAACGGCAUCAUUCCCAUGCUCCGCGUCUUUAACAACACUGCUCGCUAUGUUGAUCAGGGUGGCAACAAGCGCCCGGGCGCCUUUGCCAUCUACCUCGAGCCCUGGCAUGCCGAUGUUUUCGAGUUCCUGGACCUCCGCAAGAACCACGGCAAGGAGGAAGUCCGUGCCCGUGAUCUCUUCUUGGCCCUCUGGAUCCCGGAUCUCUUCAUGAAGCGUGUCGAGAAGAACGGCGAGUGGACGCUCAUGUGCCCCAACGAGUGCCCGGGUCUUGCCGACUGCUACGGCGAGGAGUUCGAGGCUCUGUAUGAGAGAUAUGAGAGGGAGGGCCGCGGCCGUAGAACCGUCAGGGCCCAGAAGCUGUGGUAUGCCAUCCUCGAGGCGCAGACCGAGACCGGCAACCCCUUCAUGCUGUACAAGGACCACUGCAACCGUAAGAGCAACCAGAAGAACCUCGGUACCAUCCGCAGCUCCAAUCUCUGCACCGAGAUCAUCGAGUAUUCCGCUCCCGACGAGGUCGCCGUUUGCAACCUGGCUUCGCUGGCUCUUCCCCAGUUCGUUGACUACAACGAGGGAGUGUAUGACUUCAAGAAGCUGCACGAAGUCACCCAGGUCGUCGUUCGCAACCUGAACAGGAUCAUCGACAUCAACCAUUACCCGGUGAAGGAGGCUUACAACAGCAACAUGCGCCACCGCCCCAUCGGCGUCGGUGUCCAGGGCCUGGCGGAUGCCUUCCUGGCGCUUCGCAUGCCUUUCGAGUCGCCCGAGGCUCGCGAGCUCAACAAGCAGAUCUUCGAGACCAUCUACCAUGCCGCUCUUACCGCCUCGUGCGACCUGGCCAAGGAGCAGGGUCCCUACUCGACCUACGAAGGAUCCCCCGUGUCCCAGGGUAUCCUUCAGUACGACAUGUGGAACGUCAAGCCGAGCGAUCUCUGGGAUUGGGAUGCGCUCAAGGCCAAGAUCAAGGAGCAUGGUGUCCGAAACAGCUUGCUCAUCGCUCCCAUGCCGACCGCCUCCACGUCUCAGAUCCUGGGCAACAAUGAGUGCUUCGAGCCCUACACGUCCAACAUCUACCAGCGCCGUGUGCUGGCCGGCGAGUUCCAGGUUGUCAACCCUUGGCUUCUGAAGGACCUUGUCGACAUGGGUCUCUGGUCCGACAACAUGAAGAACCGCAUCAUCGCCGAGGGCGGUUCCAUCCAGAACAUUCCCAACAUCCCGGCCGACAUCAAGGCCCUCUACAAGACCGUUUGGGAGAUUUCCCAGCGCACCAUCGUCCAGAUGGCUGCCGAUCGCGGAGCUUUCAUCGAUCAGUCCCAGUCGCUCAACAUCCACAUGCGUGAGCCGACCAUGGGCAAGAUCACCAGCAUGCACUUCACUGGCUGGAAGCUGGGCCUCAAGACCGGCAUGUACUACCUGCGCACUCAGGCUGCUGCGCAGCCCAUCCAGUUCACCGUCGACCAGGAGGCGCUCCGCGUUCAGGAUUCCGCCGUCAGCAAGACACCGGGGCUGAAGAAGCGCGGCCCUCUGGUCCCCAGCUACAUGUCGUCGCCCACCGCAGUGCCGCGUCCCAUGGCGUUGACCAGUAAGGAGAGCACGCCAAACGGCACCGCUAACGGCAGCGUCGCCACGCCCACCACCCCCCCUCCUCCCCUGACGCCAGUUAAGGACACCAAGCCUCGCGUCCUCGCUUCGCCGUCAAAGCCGCCUGCCUUCAAGGCCGACAUCGACGAGGGCGACAGCCCCAAGACACUGCCUACCGAGCCCGCUGACAAGCCCAAGACGGAGGACAUCGGUUCACCAGCGCUCGACUCCAAGAAGGAUGCCGAGGACAACGAGGACGAAAGCAAGGAGCGCGAGAUGGAUAUCUACUCUGAGGCGGUUCUUGCUUGCAGCAUCGAGAACCCCGAGGCCUGCGUGAUGUGCAGCGGUUAAGUCUAAUGGCCUGACGUUGGAUGAGGCAUGUGGCGAUGUGGUGUGAUGAUGAGAUCAGGAUUCAGCAUGGUUGGGCUUCUUCUUUUUCGGUCUUCGGUUCGCAGGAAAUUUCACAGGCAUAUACAUGCGGGCACCCGAACGUCGUGGGCCGUCUACUGC